GCGGUAUAUCUGGACCUUGCGUAACGCUUAGGUUCCAAAUGGUUGACUUAAUAUUGAGAUUGAGUGAAAGGAUCACUGCACUCGAUUACUUUGGUUGAACCAACUACGUCAAAUUACGAUCAUUUUUGUGAUUUUCCACAUUUAUAGAGGUGUAAAUGAUAUAAAUCAGACAUGGAAGAAGAAGAGACGUACUUACCAGAAAAUCAUCCAUUACAACAAUACUUUCGAGAAAUCGGAGUUCCGGAUGUUGCUACUUGUGAAAUCUCCAAAAGGCCUACUAUCACCACUACUACUAUCUUUCCGAUGAAAAAGUUUGCGCAUAUCUUAUCGUACUUAAAAUGCAUAAACCCUUUUGAUUUCACAUUAUAUUUCGGUUUCGAUUUACCACUUACAAGAUACCUUUUACUUCAGAUAAUUAGCUUAAUAAAGUACAGUGAUCUAAUUACUGUUGAGAAUAAACCUGUGGUUGAAUACAUAUACUCGGUGGGAAAUAACGACCAAGUCGACUCAAGAUGUUGCUUUGUGAUAUUUUCCAUUCUUUGUGGAUUCGGACUGAGUUACUCUACUCAAAUGAUUUUUAUAUUCUUACUCGUUAUUUUAUGUUUACGGAUGUCCAAUGUAUUAUUUCUAAUGGUAUCUAAAUAUCAUAUUGCAGACUCAUUGAAGCAAAUGAAAAAAUUCUCUCACAGAUCCCAUCUUAUCGUUCUUUUCUUACAAGAUCUCAAUACCCGUCGUUAUUUCGGUCCCAAAAUUGUAGAUAAAAAUACAUUUAAACUUUUCCCACUAAUAUACCAUCAGGCGUACAACUUUAUGCGCGCUUACCUCAUAGAAGUGAUUGAUUUUUCUGUAAAAUUGGAAAGUAGGUCAGAAUAUGUUAUUGUUAUUGUUGUACCAUAUGAUUUUGUUUUCAUAGAAUUAAUUGGUGAACAUAAUUCUGAGAUACCAUUGGAGAUGUCAACUUUAGAACUGAUUCAAUUAAAAUGUGACAUCAAAGAAAAGCCUAAAGACCCAAGCAUCGAAAAUUUAAGAAUGUUUUGUGAACUGUUAAAACUGUUAAUAUCUGAUCUCUUAGUCAAAUUGUCAUUCUCGUUUUGCCGAUCAAGACGGGAUACUUUUCACCUAUUACGAUUGAUUAUGUCGGUAUGGAAAUGGGACUACUUUUUGACCAGAAUAAGAAAUGAAUUCAAUAAACUGAAUGAAUUGCAUUCAAUGAUUUUAAAUGGCAAGCUCAUACAUAAUGAUGCUCGAACUGCAAAAGAAUGUGUAUCUGGAGAAAGUGAAGUCAAAAAUCUCUAUAAACGAACAGAGGCUCGAAUAACUCACGAAUUAUUGCUUCAUCUUCUUGUUUCAUUGGAACAUGCUAACAAUUUGAAGUCUUAUGUUGAACAAAAUUGUAAUACGUCAUUUGUUUCGAAUGAAACCUUUUCCAAUUUAGUUAGUCUUAUACGUUGUCAGUUGAAUGCAUCCCUGCUUUUUUUGAAUGAAUUGGAUAAUGCUCAAACCGCAGACAAUGUUGAUAUUUCAAAAGAGAAUAUAGAAACUACUGUUGACUUCCUAUAUUGCCGAGAUGGGAUUUCAUCUAGUAAAGAUGUUCUGAAAGCUGUGGAUCCAAUUGUAGAGGAUGAUGUAUUAGAAGAUAUAGCUGUUGGAGACUCCUCUAGUCGUGAAUCUGAAGCGGAGUACGAAAAUGUUGAUUGCGUGAAUUCGCUAAAGAACCCAUCAUCAGGUAUGCAUGUUACUGUACUGAAAGAACUUAAAAAUGUAAUAUCUCACCGUCGAGUGAUUAUGCAGGAGCGUGAAGAAUGUGCUUUAAAACGAAGAUUGCAGAUAGAGUGUCCUGAUAACAAAAAGCCGAGUCUAUCCACUAACAGGGUCAGCCUAAUUUCUGAAAAGGAGCUUCAAACUCAGUUUGUAUUAUCCAAUUCACUUGAAAGCAACUGUGCUUCUAUGGAUGAUAAACUACUAGAAUUUUUCCCAACUCCUUUGUGUAAUUCAGCAUGCGAAUAUUUCAAAAAGUCCCGUACUGGACGUCGAAAUUUAAAAUGUAAUGUUUUAAAAAGAAAUUCAAUCUUUCUUCAGCUGUCAUCUACUAAUGUACAUGAAAAUGAUAGAAGUUCAAAUUGUUCUGACCCAAUUGUAUUAAAAAAUGUUUCACAGUCAAAAAACCCACCAGAUAAUAAGUUUCUACAAUGUUCUACACUAGCGAAUGCUUUAAUGAAUCAACGUAAAUUAUUGGGGUUAGCUACAGAGGAUUGUUUUACUGGAAUUGGUUCAGGUGAAAUGUGUGUUGAAAUAUCAGAAGAGAAUCAUACAGGCAUUUCAUCAUAAUCAAUGAGUUUUUCUUCACAAUUAUCAUUAUGUAGUAAAAGACAUUGUACAUUAUUCAUUUUGUUAUUUUCUGUGUAACUCUUCUGACACUUUAGGGUACAGUCGCAUUGUAUUUUGUUAAAACUGAAAUAUACUUCUCGAUACAUGGUGUGAGUACGUAAUAGAUGUUAUUGAAUGCAUGUUCGAGAAUUCUAUGUUCUAAUUGGGUAAUAUGGAUUUUUUACCUUUUGAAUUUCGUACGUAUUACCGAA
Molecule: messenger RNA, 2579 nt
Organism: Schistosoma margrebowiei
Lineage: Eukaryota; Metazoa; Platyhelminthes; Trematoda; Strigeidida; Schistosomatidae
Source: the annotation of a GenBank genome assembly